CAACAUCCAUCCUACCCCCAUCAACGACCCAACACCAAUCACCUCAAAUCCAUAAAAAUCAACGGCCAAUAACAAAACCCCCAAUUUCACUCUUCUUCCUCCCCUCUCAUUCUCCCCCCAAAACUUUCACCAAAAUUCCUGCAACAAACACGCUAAUUCGAAUAUUAUUAUGUCUAUGGUUGAGAUCUGCUCGCUUCAAAUUCUCUCUGGAAUUCAACAACAAUCGCUCGUUAUGCUGGAUCUAAUACCUCUACGCUUUCCCAAACAUUCCAUACAAUCUACGCCUCGGUGUUGUAAGUUCAGGAUUUCCUUCGCUUAAUCACUCCAUUCGAACGUUUUCGUUCGUUCGUGUCGUAAUUUUCUGUUGUUUACGUCAAUUUCUGUUUGAAAAUCGAAGAAUUUGUUCUCGUUUUAAGUUGCAAUCUGGUUUCCGUACGAAAUUCUAGAUUAUUAGGGUUUCGAGUGCUGCGAAAUUGUGGAAUUUAGGUUUCUAGGGUUUCGAAUGUUGCGAAAUUAGGGGAUUUAGGUUUCUAGGGGUUCGAAUGUUGGGAAAUUAGGGAUUUAGGUUUCUAGUGUUUGGAUAAUAAGAGUGGAUUGGAUGGCAGGACGUGGUAAGGAGUUAGGUUUUGUGGAAAGGAAUGGUGUGAUAAAUUUAAAGGAACAAUUGGCUAGAACUGCACUUAGGAAUGUGAGAUUGAAGGGGCAUACAUAUGUGGAACUUAGGGAAGAUAACAAGAAGGUUAUAUUCUUCUGUGUGUUGUGUUUGUCUCCGUGUUACAGUGAUUCGGUGCUGCAUGAUCAUCUGAGAGGGCAUCUGCAUAAGCAGAUGUAUGAGGCUGCGAAAGCUACGUUGUUGAAACAGAAUCCGUUUCCGUUUAAUGAUGGGAUGCUUUUCUUUCAUAGUGAGGAUGGUGUUGAACGUCGUGUGGUGCCUUCGAAUGGUGCUGGUAAUGGAAAUUGUCUUGCUAUUGUCCCUUUUGAAGGAAAUGAAUCUGAGAAUGAGUUUUCGUCUGAGGGAAGUUUGGAUUUAGGACAAGGUGAUGAGGGUGUAGAUGUUGGUGACCUGGUUAUACCUGAUGUGUUAUGUAAAGAUAAAGUUUCUGAUUUAGAAGUGAGAGAAGUUGGUGUCGGAAAAAUUUCAGUUAGGUUUUGGGAUAAAGAUAAGGGUUCGAAGGGAAUCAAGAAAAUUUGGUGUGAAUGGCUUGGGAAAAACGGUUCAGUUGAUGAUGAUAUGAUUUUGUAUCAUGAUUUCGCAGUUGUGUCAUUUGCGUUUGACUUUGAUCUCGGUAGAAAAGGGGUGCUUGAUGAGUUACAGGAUUUUCUUUCAUCAAGUUCUAGACUAGAAAUCGAGGGUAAUAAGAAAGGAAAGAAGAGGAAAUCACCGUCUGAUACUGAUCUAAGUGAAUCUUUAAGCAACCAAGAAGAAUCUUCUGGGGAAGAAUCGGGUAAUUCUAAUUCAAAGAAUCUUUUGGAUGUAUAUGAUGAUAAAUCACUGCAGUUAAGACUUGUGCCGGACAAAUACACUAGGAAAGAAAUCAGGACACGUCAGCGUUUAGCUUCGGAAAGAGUUUGUGACAUCUGUCAACACAAAAUGCUUCCCGGGAAAAACGUGGCUACACUUCUUAAUAUGAAAACUGGUAGAAUUGUUUGCAGCAGUAGAAACUUGAACGGGGCGUUUCAUGUGUUUCAUAUAUCGUGCCUUAUACAUUGGAUACUUUUGUGUGAGUCUGAAGUUUAUACAAAACAGUUGGUUGGUCCUGAGCCAAAGAGAAGAUCUAGGAGGAAAAAGGGAGCAAAAUCGAAAAAGGUUGACGAGGAUGUAAAAAAGCAAAUAUAUUCUGCAUUUUGUCCUGAAUGCCAGGGUACUGGUAUAGAACUUGGUGGAGACGAGCUAGAGAAACCAACUGUCUCUCUUUCUGAGAUGUUUAAGUAUAAAAUGAAAGCUAGUGAUGGACACAAAGAGUACAUAAAAGCCCCGGAAUUGUUGCAGAAUUGCUCAACUGGUUUUUAUUUCCCUUCCCAAUCGGAAGAAGCCAUGCAGGAAAACGUUUCACCAUUGAAGUUGCUUCGGUUUUAUCAUGCUGUGGAGUAGUGGUAUGAAACAGGUAAUCCAGAUAUUUGUAAUUUGUUUACAUGAAUGUAAAUGAGUUGUAAAUAGCAUCUGAAUUGUUGAAUGCUUUUAAAUCUAGGAAUUUAACUUCUCUCUAAAUAACUUUUUCUUCAA
Messenger RNA from Helianthus annuus (common sunflower), 2224 nucleotides. RefSeq lists its product as uncharacterized. The record is from RefSeq and is a predicted model, not a curated record. The transcript has 4 exons. NCBI's taxonomy places the organism in Eukaryota, Viridiplantae, Streptophyta, Magnoliopsida, Asterales, Asteraceae. Bases 599 to 2092 code for a protein of 497 amino acids.